AUGCUACAGUCCCGGAACGUCAACAAGGAGAACGCGUUCGCCGUCCGUCCGAAGACGCCUGCUGCGAAGGGAUUGAAGUUCAGUGCAAAGACGCCAUUUGGAGACGAGAAUGUGCGUGCAUCGAUGAUGGUGAAGGGGUACAAAGUUCAACUCGAACGCGUUUAUUACCCCAAUUGGACGAAGGAGAAUUCCUUUAGACUCUCCUCCGCAAAACGCCGAACACCAAAACAAGCAUCACCCGAAGUCUUCAAAGAUGUACAUCAGCAGCUUUCACAGAAACUCGAGCAAGCACAGAUUGCCGAGGAGGAGAUUGAAAUCCCGGAUAUUGAAUAUAUGCCACCUCGUAGACUGGAAAUCCCAUGA
Molecule: messenger RNA, 363 nt
Organism: Saitoella complicata NRRL Y-17804
Lineage: Eukaryota; Fungi; Ascomycota; Saitoellomycetes; Saitoellales; Saitoellaceae
Exons: 4
Coding region: 1-363 (120 amino acids)
Source: RefSeq, a predicted model, not a curated record